UAGGAAGGAAGUGGUGGUCUGAUGGCCGACGGCCGACGGCCUCCAUCACCGCAUCUUCGUCCUCUAAUUUAAAAGUCGAGGUUAUCUCCUCUCCUUCUCUUCUUUUUCCCUCAAACCACAUCUCCUCUUCUCUCAACCUUCUCCCCUUUUACGUAUAUUUUCUUAUAUCUUCUUCUUACGUGGAAUUAUUGUGUUUUUCUUUCAACAUGGCCACCACAAAUGAUUUUCCCGCCGGCGACGUCAACAGCUAUGACUAUAUCAUCGUUGGAGGUGGCACGGCAGGCUGUGUCAUUGCCAGCCGCCUGGCGCAGUACUUGCCUAACAAGCGCAUCCUUGUCAUCGAGGGUGGUCCCAGCGACUUCAACGAUGACCGGGUUCUCAAUUUGAGAGAGUGGCUUAAUUUGCUGGGGGGCGAGUUGGACUACGACUAUCCCACUACCGAGCAGCCCAUGGGUAACAGCCAUAUCCGUCAUUCGCGCGCUAAAGUACUGGGUGGCUGCUCCAGCCACAAUACCCUGAUCUCUUUCCGUCCUUUCGAAUAUGAUUGCCAGAGGUGGGAACAGCAAGGUUGCAAGGGCUGGUCCUUUGAGACCUUUACCCGCGUGUUGGACAACCUCCGCAACACCGUUCAGCCGGUUCACGCUCGUCACCGCAACCAGCUCUGUAAGGACUGGGUUGAGGCUUGCUCCACUGCCAUGAACAUCCCCAUUAUUCCUGACUUCAACAAAGAGAUCCGUCUGAAUGGUAAGCUUACUGAGGGUGUUGGAUUCUUCAACGUUUCUUAUAACCCGGACGACGGCCGCCGCAGCAGCGCCAGCGUCGCUUAUAUCCAUCCCAUCCUGCGUGGUGAGGAGAAGCGCCCUAACCUGACUAUUCUAACCAACGCUUGGGUAUCCCGCGUGAACGUUGAAGGGGACGCUGUUACCGGUGUCAAUUUGACCUUACAGUCGGGCGCCAAGCACACCCUGCGGGCCAAGAAGGAGACCAUCUUGUGUGCCGGUGCUGUAGAUACUCCUCGCCUAAUGCUGCUCUCUGGGUUGGGUCCUCAGAAUCAGCUGAGCUCCUUGGGAAUUGAGGUGGUUAGGGAUAUCCCCGGUGUCGGUGAAAAUCUCCUGGACCACCCGGAGACUAUCAUUAUGUGGGAGCUCAACCGCCCUGUGCCUCCCAACCAAACUACUAUGGACUCCGAUGCUGGCAUCUUCCUGCGUCGCGAACUUCCUAACGCCGCUGGUUCUGAUGGCCGUAGCGCCGACGUUAUGAUGCACUGCUACCAAAUCCCCUUCGAUCUCAACACCAGUCGCCUCGGAUACGAUGCUCCUGUUAAUGCUUUCUGCAUGACUCCCAACAUUCCUCGCCCUCGCUCCCGUGGCCGUAUCUACCUGACCUCAGCUGACCCCAAUGUGAAGCCAGCUUUGGAUUUCCGUUAUUUCACCGACCCUGAGGGUUAUGAUGCUGCCACCAUCGUCGCCGGUCUUAAGGCGGCACGUGAGAUUGCCCAACAGGCUCCCUUUAAGGAUUGGAUCAAGCGUGAAGUUGCCCCCGGUCCCAAGAUCCAGACCGAUGAGGAGCUGUCCGAAUAUGGUCGCCGUGUGGCUCACACUGUCUACCACCCUGCUGGAACCACAAAGAUGGGUGAUGUUUAUCGUGAUCCUCUAGCAGUCGUUGACCCUCAGUUGAAGGUCCGUGGCCUGAAGAAUGUCCGUAUUGCUGACGCCGGUGUCUUCCCUGAGAUGCCCAGCAUCAACCCAAUGUUGACCGUACUGGCUAUCGGAGAGCGUGCUGCAGAGUUGAUUGCUGAAGAGGCUGGAUGGAAGCGCGAGCAGCCCCGUCUGUAAACGCUUGUUUUUGUCCUUUACUCGUGAGCCUCGCUCCUCUGCCAAGGCGACUAUGUAGGCAGUUGGGGGGGUUGGGGGUUGGGGGUUUAUCUAAGCGUCAUUAGAAGUACUCAGAUGUCGCACGAUUCAUGAUUUAUGUCCACAACAUCAAAUUGAGAAGACGAAAGAGGCAAAAAGGAAGGGGUGAGAUUCUACAAUCGCCACAUAUUGCACUGUUGGCAUGUUAAGAUGUGUUUAAAUGGAUAGGGCUAUUGUAUUCCCUAUCCCAUAUCUUGUAUUCCUGUACUUGUUCCUAUAAUUUUGAGCGAUCACAUUUUUAGCGCGUCUAGCGCCAUCGAACUCUAGAGAAAAUAUAUAAAGAUU
Messenger RNA from Aspergillus pseudotamarii, 2198 nucleotides. Its product is annotated as GMC family oxidoreductase. The coding region runs from base 207 to 1835 and encodes 542 amino acids. The transcript has 2 exons. Gene Ontology annotation, molecular function: flavin adenine dinucleotide binding; oxidoreductase activity, acting on CH-OH group of donors. Lineage: Eukaryota; Fungi; Ascomycota; Eurotiomycetes; Eurotiales; Aspergillaceae. The record is from RefSeq and is a predicted model, not a curated record.